This is a messenger RNA of Etheostoma spectabile (orangethroat darter), 1158 nucleotides long. RefSeq lists its product as uncharacterized. The transcript has 9 exons. Bases 1 to 1158 code for a protein of 385 amino acids. Lineage: Eukaryota; Metazoa; Chordata; Actinopteri; Perciformes; Percidae. The record is from RefSeq and is a predicted model, not a curated record.
AUGAGGGAGCAGUGUUUGAAAGCCGGACCCUCGGCCUGGGGCUGGAGGGGGUUCUUCUGGACGAACGCACCGCCACAACCAAAGGAUUCAGCGUGGUCAAACGAGGCCGUUGAUCCAGAUCGGAGUUCCUUUCGGGGCGGAGGGCGGCUACAGAAAGGUUGGUUCUUGUUGGACAACUUACAGCAGAAGUCCACGGUAACCUGGGACUGGGUGUUUCUAGAACCUGAUGGCAAUGAGACACCAUCGAGGCAGAGUUGGGUGGUGAACAACGUGUACAAGGAGACGUACGUGAUCUUCCUGCUCUACCAACACGUCUUCUCUCUGCUGUACGAAGACGGGAGCAGCAUCGACACCAGGCACCGCAUGCUCCGAGUCCUCGACACGCCGCUGCUCUGCCGUCCACCCUUCCACCUGGACAAGACCAUGGAGACGACACAGAGCACCAAGGGGGGCUUCAGCAUCCGUCCCGUCCUUCACGCCAACGGCAGCCGGGCCUACGAACUUCGGCUGCCCUUCCAGAACCCGGCCGUCCGCUGGACGUACGUGGGUCAGGGUGUGGUGCAGUACUCCAUCGAUGUCAACUACACACUUACCAUCGUGCCUCAGAAAGACUCGUACUACCACCUCACGUCCAUCAAGGCACAAGCAUUAAACAUGUUUCCUCCAGAGAUCACGGCUCAGUGUUCGGACGGAGGAAUCACCUUCACCGUGGUCGUACCGCCACACGCAGAGAGUAUCUGGGAGGUGGGCGUCGGCCACGAGCCUCUGACCUCACAACUGGCCGCCCAAAGAGGGUACCGCCUUCACAGAGACUCCUUCAGGACCACGCUGGAAAUCCCGGUGUUCUCCGUCGGAUACACCUACGACGAUGUCACACUGUCAAACUUUUACGGGACAUUUCGGCUUCUUCUGAGAGACUCCAAAACGUUAGAGGUCCAGACAUCCACCUCCAAACGCUGCAUCUUCAAGACCGAGGACAUGAUAGUUUGCUCAGCAGACGGGACCAUGGCGGUGGUCACCACGCCCACCUCCACCUGGCCCUCAGUGCACCCGGACACCACCACGCUGCUGGACCCAGCUGCAAGCCCAGAGAGACGGACGCAGCCAGAGUCCUGUUUGUCUUCAAGUUGGACUCCUGCGGGACUAGAGCUCUGGUGA